Messenger RNA from Osmia lignaria (orchard mason bee), 5542 nucleotides. RefSeq lists its product as uncharacterized. Gene Ontology annotation, molecular function: histone binding. Gene Ontology annotation, cellular component: nucleus. Gene Ontology annotation, biological process: positive regulation of transcription by RNA polymerase II; DNA damage checkpoint signaling. The record is from RefSeq and is a predicted model, not a curated record. Lineage: Eukaryota; Metazoa; Arthropoda; Insecta; Hymenoptera; Megachilidae.
UACAUAAUCUAUGAUUAAUAAAAGUGGCGAUGGCGUUUUAUGGUCUGUGUUCCUUUGUGAACAAAAAGUGGCGUUUCUGUGGUAUUUUCUAUGGGAGGCCGGUUUAUUAACGUAAUCUUUCAGAUUGAUAAUAAAAGAGUGCAAAGAAAGAAAAAUAAUAUCAAACUCAGAGGAAAGAAAGGAAAACGUGAAAGUGGCGAGUAUAAGAAAUAGAUGUGAUCCCGCUUUCGUCGGCCGGCGAACAUAUUUAUCUUUCAUAGCAAAUGUAAUAUUCUAACAAAAAAGUAGGAACAGUCCUAUCAGAAUAGCAUAUCUGAUUAUAUGUAAUCAACUUUGCAUGUCAUUCAAAAGAAAAAAAUAAUGUCAGAAAUGGAGAAAAAAGAAAUUUGUACGAUCGAGGAUCACGAUACGUACUCUAAAGAUUUGGAGAAAACUAAUAUCAUGGAAAGCAGUGGGUUCAGUGGUUACAACGAGAGUCAGGAUUUUCGUCUUGUAGAUAUCGGUGACGAGGAAUCCCUAGAUAAGUCAGAAAAUGAGAAGAACAGGAACGUGCUUCCUGUUUCUCUCGAUAACGUAGACACAACUUUGGGCUUGACGGAUACGUCGGUCAGUGUUCAUCAGGAUAUUGAAAAAGAUAACAUUGCCAAGGCAGAAUGCGCAGAAGAAAAUACAGAAUCGCUCGAAGAAGAGAUAGAAGAAAUUGAAAAAAAUGAAAAAGAUGAAAAAGAUGAAAGAAAUAAUGAUAGCGGUGUUGUAACAAGCAAAAGCAAACAGUCUGACGAGGAAGAAGAAGAAGAAGAAGAAGAAGGAGUAAUAGAAUGUACACCGCCAGAAGCUUAUUCAUCGUCUAACAAUAAGAAGCAAAUGGUUAGCAACGCGACAACGACAAAUCUAAAACGCAAGGCCGAGUCAUUCGAUGAGCCACCGAAAAAAUUAUUAAAAACAGAGGCUAAGGAAGAUGUAGUAAUUUCUAAGAAGAAAGAAUCCGAGGACGAAGAAAGUUGUCAUUCUUUUAAAUCUGACGAUUCUCAUCAGGAAUUUUCUAAAAGUUAUUCCGAUAGAAAUGUUAUAAUAGCCGAGACUCAAGAUACAGGGGACGAGAAUGCCGAGACUAUGAUAGAAAAGAUCAGCACGAACGAAGAAAAAUCAAAAAACGAAAAGCAUUCUGAAUUAGAAGUGAAAAUUUUCGAAAUUGAUAAAAAUGAAAAUUUCAACGAUGCAUCAAUAUUGAACGAAGCUGUUGCAAACAACAAAGAAGAAGAAGAAGAAUUUUCUGAUACAACGAAUGCUGUGCAGCUGAAAGAGAACAGAUCAUCGGUGAUGAAAGAAAAUGAUUCUUCUACGUCCCCUAUUAAGAUGGGAACAAUCGAGAAAAUGCAAUCAGAUUCAAAUAAUACAGGUGGUAUUAAGUUGAUCGAUAGUUGUGUAAAAGAUUCUAAAAUCCGUAUUGAGAAAGGAGCGGAUAAUAAUAAUAAAAAUGGUAUAGGUUUAGAAGAAAAAGGCAAGGAAAUAGCAGAAACAUCGGUUUCCAAUGAAAUAACAAACGAAUCUCAUUCUAGUUUAAAUUCAACAAAUUUAUGUAAAUCAAGAAACAGCAUAGAACUGAUAUACGAUCGAACCGCGGCCCAUGAGAUAAUGAAAGCAAAACCCAAAGAAAUAGUAGAAAUCGACGAGGAUGGAGAAAAGAUUGUGCUAGAUUCGUCUCAAGAAGAUUCUGAUUUAAAGAUAGAGAAGAAAAAUCUUUUGGAUAAUACAAAGUCUGAGACGAUAUAUAAAAGUUGCUACGAGAGUAAAAGCAGUAGCGAGUAUAGUUUCAAAUCGAUCGAAAAUACCAAAGAAUCAACGUCCCUCGAAUCAACUAAAUCUAACAAAUUAAUGAAUGGAAGCAGCGAAUCGAAAAGAUGCGAUACAGACAGUACAGCUAGUUUACAGUCGGAUACGUUUAGCGACGGUCCGGUUAUUCUUGAUAAAGUAGUAGGCAGCAGUCUUUCUACGCCCGUACGUAACGUAAACAAGCAAGUGAAACAAGCAGUUGUUUCUGUUCUAUCGAAGGAUACAAGCGAUCAUACCGAUUUAUUAUUAAGUGUAAGUGAUAACGAACCUGAUGUUUUUAUAGUAGAUGAUAAAACUAAGUCUAAUUUAACUCACGGUAGUUCUAUCGCAAAAGCUGUUGUUCAGGUGGAAAAGGAAAUUGGUAUAUAUGUAAGAAUGAAAUGUUUGUUACACGUCGACGAGGGUACAAAGGAAUUUUUGAACAAAGAAAUCACCGGUGUACAAUGCGAAACUGUCGCUCCAGAAGCCACUGACCGAUUGACGAUGAUCAGACAAAAAAAUAACGAUACUUCAGCUUCGUUGGCAGAUAUUUCUGGAAAUGACAAUAAAGAUACAUCUCCUGGAUCGGUAAAUAGUAACCCACAGUUGUAUCAAUUGAAUCCUUCUAGACUGUCGUUCGCAUCUACCAUCAGUUCGUUAAGUUCUGCAUCUAGCGGUGCAUCAUUGACGGCUAAACUUGCGAUAAGGGAUAGUACACAUUUCUCAUUGCCAAAGGCACCAUUGCCAAAGCAUGCGAGAAAGCAGAUACAAGACAUGCAUUUAUUGCACGACAAGCAAGCACUAGACGAAGCGUACGAACGGCUUAGCAAAGAAUGGCAAAAUAGUCACCUUCUCGCGACAACUAUUUUAAAUCUGGCUAAUACGGAACUAUCCGGAAUCGAUACCACCUGCAAUGUUAGUAACGAAAGAAUAGACGAUCAAUUACAAAAAAUCAGAUCCUCUACUCCGGAAGUAGUUAACCAGGAAUUGAUGCAGGUACAGCAGGUGCAAAUGCAAACUCCUAAAAGCACGAAAAAGAAUAAAUCGGUGAAAAGGCAAAGAAGUAAAAGCCUAAAGUCCGCCGAUGGUCAUCAUUCGACGGCGGCGGCGGCGGCGGCGGCGGCGGCGGUGGGACUUGUAAACCAAACGGAAAGCAAUAAUACACCGAGCAGAAAAAAGAAUAAAAUAGAACAACAGACGGAUAGUGGUUUAACCGGUACUGUAGAUGAUUCAGCAAAAUCUCUCUCACAAAUGAUAACGGACGAGUUAAUUGGUAAAGACGUAUUUGCUAAAUGGUCUGACAAUAAUUAUUAUCCUGGUACGGUUACUGAUAAAGUAAAAACGAAAUAUAAAGUAAACUUUUAUGAUGGAAAAAAUAAGAUACUUAUUGAAGAUUUUGUUAUACCGAUACCAGCACUUUUAAAAGAGGGUUUGUCCGUUUACGCUACUAGUAAAAACGACGAUUACGGAUCGUGCGGUAUAAUUGUCGAUACCGAAACUGUAAAUAACCAAGUAUAUUACAUCGUAGAGACGGACGAAGGGGAAAAAUUACAGGUUCAGGUUAAAAAUAUUUUCUUAACCAGCGAUCAGGCUCAAUUGUUAAAAGAGGAAAUUUCUUCGGAAAAUAAAAGUCUUCCAUCCACGCCGAAACAUUUAGGUCAAAUAACGCUAGACAAUAUGGUUGAUGGUAAGAGACGUUCGAAACGGAUUGCCACUCCUUCAUAUCUAACGCCUAAAAUUCAUACACCGAGUAAAAACGAAUCGGAACCAUCUGUUUCUGGUAUACCUUCUUCAUCCAUUAUGAAUAAAAAAAAUAAGAAAAGAUCAUCUGAAAGCAGCGAUGCUAUUUCUAGCGAUUCGAACGUUUCUCUGAAAGAUGAAAUGUUUUCUAUCGGCAUACAGCCUGAAAUCAUUGGAACUCCCUACGAGCAAACUGUAAAAGGACCACAGAAUCGAAUAAAAAGUAUCAAAUCAAGAAGUAAUAAAAAGAAAGUGGAAGACGAGGAAACUAUUGCGAUAUUUGGUCCAAUUCCACGCACCGAUUCGAAUCUCUUCAAAGGCAUGUCUUUCAUUCUCACUUGUGCACCGGUAGAAACCAUUGACCGUUUUCAAAUCGAUAACAAAGAUUAUGGUUCAGAUCCGGGAACGGAAAACGAGGAAGACUGGGUAAAGAAACCUUUUAUAAGGGAUAGAUUAACUACACAAAUAGUAGCGGGUGGCGGAAAAGUUUACACGGACUUUAAUGAAAUACCACGAGAAGAGUACAAAAAUACAAAAUUAAUAACAAACGUACCAAAUAGUACGGCAAAAACUUUGUUGUGUCUCUCAGUUGGUAUACCCGCUUAUAAUCAUAAUUGGAUUAUAAGAUGUUGUCAAGAAGGAAAAAUUGUAAAUCCAGCCGAGGAUGAAUUACCCGCAGGAUGGAGUUUAGAUAAACAGUCGUACGUUGAAAUGUUCCAAAGACCUAGUAACAAACCAUUCACCCGGAUUAUUGUAAUAAUUCCGGUUCUAGAAUCUAAUAAACAAUUUGUUACAUUUUGGCGGCAAAUUUGUGAAAAUGCAGGUGCUUGUGUCUUAUUGGCGGAUAAACCAGAUACAAUGGAAAAUUAUAUAGACGGUACAGUGAUUCUUACAAACGGUUCAUGUCCGUCUUGGACAGUAGAGAAAGCUGCUGAAUUACAAAUUCCAUUGCUUUCUGCAACGUGGAUCGUUCAAUGUUUGAUAGAAGGACAAUUAUGUCAGUAUGAUUCGCAGCCACGUUAUAAAUAUAAUUAUAAUAAAAAAAACUAGGUACGCUUAACGAUCGAAAAGUUACUCUAAUUCUAGAGAUCUAGAGAACGUUACUUUGAUAUUCUACGAUUACAGAAACCCUCGCGAAUCUUCUCACGAUCUAUGUAUGUAUCAUUAAUUUGCGGAUAAAACGUAUAUUUUAUAUAACAAUAUUGUGUUCUCUGUGAAUAACUGGUGUAAAAAGAUUUCUCCUUUAAGGUGAUCAGUUAUUAUGAAAAAACGUAAUGUUAGCGUUUUCUAAGAUUUUUUAUGAAUAAAAUUCUAAACGAAAAAUCACUUUUAUAGAUAAAUAAAUAAAUGAAGGAGAAAAGAAAAACAAAGAAACUGUAAAUUUAAAAGAUGAUUCUUAAUCGUAACGUAUGUAUGUACACAAUUCGAUAUUUACUACUUAUUCCAAUUAUAUUUUAAUCGAUAGGAGGAGGUUUAUUAAUACAAACCACAGAUAGUAGCAUUCAAUUUUCUCCGGUUAUAUUCUUUUUUCAUUUUCUUGUAUCGUUCUGCGAAAAGGUGAAAUCAGAAUUUCUAUCAACUCGUAUUUACAUUAUCAGAUGUAAAUAAUUCGAUGCAUUAUUUCUUUUUACGUUAAGCUAUUUACAAUAAUCAAAUAACGCAUUUAGUUAUACGAGAAUUAUUAUAUUUUUCUCUCUUUAAGGUUUUCUUAAUAACUAUUGGUCUGUUGUUGAAAGCAAUUACGCGAAAAACUUACAUGUAUGUAUAUCUCGAUAUGAUAAAUCUUUUUAACUUACGAUUAGAUGUUACCUUAAGUUGAGCAUGUUCUCUUUCAAUAGAACAUACAUAGUAAAUAUUAAUGUACUGUAAAUCAAAGUUAACGAUGGGUAGUAUAUCCUGUAAAUAUUUUUUUACUUGAAAUUACAAUAACGGAUCAUAAAAACUAUUUACAUUACAUUUUUAUAUUCUAGAUAUACAUACUCCCCCCCCC